Drosophila takahashii is the source of this 793-nucleotide messenger RNA. RefSeq names its product transmembrane protein 50A. NCBI's taxonomy places the organism in Eukaryota, Metazoa, Arthropoda, Insecta, Diptera, Drosophilidae. The record is from RefSeq and is a predicted model, not a curated record. Gene Ontology annotation, biological process: protein targeting to vacuole; late endosome to vacuole transport via multivesicular body sorting pathway.
GGCAACCCUGUGUUAGUCACAACAAAAAAACAGAUAGCAGUGUAGGAAUAAAUUAAAUUACGUUUUAAAAGCUAAGCAAUGGGCGUGUUGGACAAUGUUGCGAACUACUUCACAGGGGAGGCGUCCCGGAACAAGAACUCCUCCAUAAUUGCCGGCCUGCUGUUUUUCGCAGGAUGGUGGGUUCUAAUCGAUGCCAUGUCCAUCGAUGGGAAGCACCAGAUAACCACAGGACACGUCUUCAUCGGGAUCUUCGGGACCAUCAGCUUUUGCAUGGUGAACGCGGUGAAGGGGGAACAUAUCUCGGAGGAGAACUCCUCGGAAUCCGGAGCCAGGAUAGCCAAAAUCUGGCUGCUGGUGGGCUUCGUCAUGGGCUUUGCCUCCAUCAUAGCCGCCGUCUGGGUGAUGAUCGAUGACUUCAUCAACAAUGACAAGAAGGAUGGCUGGUUUGGCGUGGCCCUGCUCAUGCAGAAUGUCUUCAUCCUGUUCGCCAGUCUGAUCUACAAGUUCGGACGCAACGAGGAGGAGUGGAACGAGUAGAGGGCUUCCAUCCGAAAAUUCUGCACACGGGAACGCUGCUUUUAGUAUCUAGACUCAUACGUACAUAUUCAGGAGUCCCCAGGAGUUAAGGCCUCAAACCAUUUUGAAAAGCAUAACUUGUACAUUUGUGUUUCCAAAAAGAUUCCAAAGAAUCGAAGAAGUACGAUACGAAUCCAAAUGGAACGCAGACUAGGGCUAAUAAUCUCAUUUAUACUAAACACAAUAAACGACAAGUCACUUGCGUAAGGUCACCGUU